Messenger RNA from Hyaloscypha bicolor E, 480 nucleotides. Its product is annotated as carbohydrate-binding module family 13 protein. The record is from RefSeq and is a predicted model, not a curated record. The transcript is spliced from 3 exons. NCBI's taxonomy places the organism in Eukaryota, Fungi, Ascomycota, Leotiomycetes, Helotiales, Hyaloscyphaceae. Bases 1 to 480 code for a protein of 159 amino acids.
AUGUCUACCUAUAAAGGUCCAGGUACUUACUACAUCAUCAACGCCGCCACUCAAACGGCUUUGGAUCUGUAUUUAGGUGGGUCGGCUGCAGGCACCGCCAUCAGUGGCUGGGAAGCUAGUUUCGAUAGCAACACCCACCAGAUCUGGCUCAUUGCCGACGUAGGUCGCGGCCAAGUCCUCAUUCUUAACCAAGGGACCGGAACCUUUGUCACCUCUCCUCAGGAUCUUCAACCAACCUCAAACCCUACCCCCGCUACACUUGCCUCUGUCAAGGGCGACCCAGGCACACCAAGCGAGCUUUAUAGGCGCUGGAUCGUGCAACCACAAAGUGAUGGCAAUGUUGCAUUUUCGAGCGUAGCUUAUCCAACAAAAGUGCUUGAUCUGGACAAUGGGGGCAAGGCUAAUGGAACGCCGGUUCUCGCCUGGGGAGAUCAUCAAGGAAGUAACCAGCGCUGGCAAUUGGUUCCCUAUUUUGGUUAG